This is a messenger RNA of Alosa alosa (allis shad), 1880 nucleotides long. It is a transcript of the gene smarce1, whose product is annotated as SWI/SNF related, matrix associated, actin dependent regulator of chromatin, subfamily e, member 1. Gene Ontology annotation, cellular component: SWI/SNF complex. The transcript is spliced from 11 exons. The record is from RefSeq and is a predicted model, not a curated record. Lineage: Eukaryota; Metazoa; Chordata; Actinopteri; Clupeiformes; Clupeidae. Bases 125 to 1618 code for a protein of 497 amino acids. Gene Ontology annotation, molecular function: nucleosomal DNA binding; nuclear receptor binding. Gene Ontology annotation, biological process: negative regulation of DNA-templated transcription.
GCAGGAUACUGUGUAUACAUAAACUCACACAUGUUGUGACACGAAAAUUGUUUAAUGGAUUUGUUUUGUGGAAAAGCAGAACCAAUGAAGAGGAUAGCCUGACUUCCUCAACACCUCUGACAACAUGUCAAAACGGCCAUCCUAUGCCCCUCCCCCUGCCCCAGCCCCUACCACACAAUUGCCCACCACCCCAGGCUUUGUGGGGUACAACCCAUACAGCCAUCUGGCCUACAACAACUACAGGCUGGGAGGGAACUCCGGCGGAAACAACAGGGUAAUGAAUUCCUCAGGGAUCACCGUUCCCAAGCCUCCCAAACCGCCAGACAAGCCCCUGAUGCCAUACAUGCGGUACAGCCGGAAGGUAAGCAGGAAGGUUUGGGACCAGGUGAAGGCCUCUAAUCCUGAUCUGAAGCUAUGGGAGAUUGGGAAGAUCAUUGGUGGUAUGUGGAGAGACCUUUCUGAUGAGGAGAAGCAGGACUACUUGAACGAGUACGAAGCAGAAAAGAUUGAGUACAAUGACUCCUUGAAGGCCUACCACAACUCCCCCGCAUACUUGGCCUACGUCAAUGCCAAGAACCGGGCUGAGGCGGCACUGGAAGAGGAGAACCGACAGAGGCAGUCUCGCCUGGACAAAGGGGAGCCCUACAUGAGCAUCCAGCCCGCAGAGGACCCCGAUGACUACGACGAUGGUUUCUCCAUGAAGCACACAGCUGCAGCCCGUUUCCAGAGAAAUCACCGCCUCAUCAGUGACAUCCUCAGCGAAAUUGUCGUGCCAGACGUCCGCUCGGUUGUCACAACGGCUCGUAUGCAGGUCCUCAAGCGCCAGGUCCAGUCCCUCAUGGUGCACCAGAGGAAGCUGGAAGCCGAGCUGCUGCAAAUCGAGGACCGACACCAGGACAAAAAGAGAAGGUUCCUGGAGACCACUGAGUCUUUCAACACUGAACUCAAACGGCUGUGCGGUCUGAAGGUGGAGGUGGACAUGGAGAAGCUGGCGGCGGAGAUGGCGGCGGCCGAGGAGACUGCGCGUCGUCGGGCAGAGGAGCGGGAGAAGGAGGCUGCCGAGCAGGCAGAGAAAGCCGCGGCGGCGGCCGCUGCAGCCGCCGCCCAGCAGCAGGAGCAGCAGCAACAACAGCAGGCUGCGGCCGCCUCCACAGCCUCCACGGCCUCCACUCCACAAGCCAACUCUACCCCUGAGCAGAGCCCUGGGAGCAAGGAGGCCGAGGACAAGCCAACACCCAUGGAGAUAGAUGAGGCCCCCAGCGAGGCUGCGGAGAGUCAGCCGGCCGAGGUGGCCGAGGAGAAGGCGUCCCCUGCCGCUGCCCCGGAGACCCCCACCGCCCCUGAGCCGCCGGCGGGGGAGGGGGCCACACUUGAGGGGACCAACGACAGCAACGCCUCGUCUGAGAGCAGCAACAGCAGCAGCAGCGCCAGUGGUGGAGGCAGCACCUCAACCCCCACCACCACUAUCACCACCACCACUAACAACAACAACAACAACAACAACAGCAAUGACAACACCCCCACCACCCCCAACACCCCCCCUACUGGACCAGGAGAAGCCAUCCCUCCACCUGAGCCUCCAGCACCCGAGGAACGGCCACCCCCACCCCUCCAAUAACCUACAGACACACCCCUCCAAUAACCUACAGACACACCCCUCCAAUAACCCCCCACACACACACACACCCCCAUCCCUCCAAUAACCCACUCACACCCUUCCCUCCCUUUUCACAGCCAGCACCUCCUAACAUCAGACCCCCCAAACUCUUUAACAAAUGCCUUCUUUCAGUUGUCUCUUAACUUAAAGGUGCUCCUUCCUGCUUAAGUCUAGUGUGUACACACACUGGUUUUAUUUAACUUGAUAAACAGGGACUAGUUAA